AUGGCUGAUUCCCAUAACAUUCUUCUCAUCUUCUCAUUUGUUAUCUUCCUCACUACUUUCACAUCUACAAAAUCAUGGGAUGACCCUUUUUUCAUAAGCCAAUAUUGCUCAAGUAACAGAACAUCAGCCAAUACUUCCUUCCAAAUUAACCUCACCACUUUUCUCUCUUCCUUAUCAUCCAUUGCCACAACCAAAGCCAACACAAAAUUUUACAACACAACAUUCAACGGAAACAGCCCUUCUGACACAAUCUAUGGCAUGUACUUAUGCAGAGAUGAUGUUCCUUCUCAACUCUGUCAACAAUGUAUAGUUAAUGCAACACAAAGACUUACCUCAGAGUGCUCUUUGUCUAAAGAAGGCAUUGUUUGGUAUAAUGAAUGCAUGGUUUGGUACUCCACAGCCUUUAUCUUCUCACCAGUGGCAAGAACAACACCUAUUUUUAACUUGUUCAACACCGACAAAGUCCCAAACGCAAAAAGUUUCAUGAGUUUAUUGUUUUCUACCAUGAACAAAACUGCAGAUGAAGCAGCUUUUGGUAAAGGUGUUACAAAAUUUGCAGCAAAGGACAUAACAAUAUCAAAAUUUCAGACCCUUUAUUGUUUAGUUCAGUGCACACCAAAUUUGUCACCACAUGAGUGUAGAUUUUGUCUAAGUGGAUUAAUAGAGCAACUUCCAGGGUGUUGUGAAGAUAGAGUUGGAGGAAGGGUUCUAAAUCCAAGUUGUAAUAUUAGGUAUGAAUUUUACCCUUUUUAUAUCGCAAAUUCACCAAAUCCUUCAUCACAACAAAUUCUACUUCCCCAAACAAAGAGCUUAGAUGCUGAUUCAAUGGUUUCAGAAAACUCUUUUUACCUUUCACACAAUUGUUCAAGUAACAAAACUUUCACUUUUAACAACACUUUCAAAGUUCACUUGACAACCCUUCUUUCUUACUUGUCUUCUAAUGCCACAAAAAGUCUCUUUUAUAAAGCUCAAGUGGCAAAUACAGCUUUCGGGCUCUUCAUGUGCCGUGGUGAUGUUUCCUUCUCCAUAUGUGAGCUAUGUGUAAAAAAUGCAACACAAAGAAUAACCAAAGAUUGUAACUUUUCUCAAGAGGGUGUGAUUUGGUAUAGUCAAUGCAUGAUUCGGUAUUCGAAUGGGAAUUUCUUCUCUUUAGUGGACAAAAGUCAUGUGUAUUAUGAGAUGAAUGUUACCAGUGAUUCUAGUCCCAACAAAGAGAGAAACUUGUUCAAUUUUGUAAUAUCAACUACCUUAUCAAAUGUGGCAAUUGUGGCAGGGGAUAGUGAUGAGAAGUUUGGAACAAAAUCAUUGGAAUUGAAUGAUUUACAAACACUUUAUACACUUGGCCAAUGUACACAUGAUUUGUCAAGUGAUGAUUGCAAGGGUUGUUUGGGAGAUAUUAUUGGAAAUGGAAUUCCUUGGCCUUAUUUGGGAAGUGUUGGUGGAAGAGUUUUAUAUCCUAGCUGCAAUUUGAGGUUUGAAUUGUUCCAAUUUUAUAGGGACAAUGACAAUGUUACCACACCAAAAAUUACUCAUUCUUCAUCAGGGAAAAGAAGAAAACGGCCACGAACAAUUACCUUGAUUGUUUUGCUCUCAGUUGUUCCAGUGAUACUCUUCUUUGUUGGAUUCUAUUUGAUAAAGAGAAAAACAAAAAGGAGUUUUAGGUCUAUUCUCAAUGAAAACUUUGGUGAUGAAAGUGCAAUUUUAGAGCCAUUACAGUAUGGCUUAGAUGUAAUUGAAGCAGCAACAAACAACUUUGCAAAUGAAAAUUUCAUUGGUAAAGGUGGAUUUGGAGAAGUUUACAAGGUAAGUGGUAAAUGUGAUGAAAUUUAUUAUUUAGCUCUUAAUUUUUCUACAAAUGAUGAACUGUAUUUUCAGGGCACGCUUUUGGAUGGACGGCAAAUAGCCGUAAAAAGACUCUCAAAAAGCUCAACGCAGGGUGGAAAAGAGUUCAAGAAUGAAGUUUUGUUGAUCGCCAAGCUUCAACAUAGAAAUUUAGUCACAUUCAUCGGUUUUUGCCUCGAAGAACAAGAGAAAAUACUUAUUUAUGAAUAUGUGCCGAACAAGGGCCUUGAUCACUUCUUAUUUGGCGUUCAACAAAGAAAGUUCUUAAGUUGGCCCGAACGUUACAAUAUUAUAAGAGGAAUUGCUCAAGGAAUUAUCUACUUACAUGUACAUUCUCGACUCAAAGUUAUUCAUCGUGACCUGAAACCUAGUAAUAUUUUACUAGAUGAAAAUAUGAAUCCAAAAAUAUCAGACUUUGGCCUUGCUAGAAUUUUUGAACUAAACCAAGACGAAGCAAGUACAAAUAGGAUCGUCGGAACAUUAGGUUAUAUGUCUCCGGAAUAUGCAAUGCUCGGACAAUUUUCUGACAAAUCUGAUGUCUAUAGUUUUGGAGUCAUGAUUUUAGAAAUUAUGACAGGAAAGAAGAAUGUAAGGUCUUAUGAAUCUAUUGUUGGUGAUAGUCUCCUGAGUAAUGUUUGGAGACAAUGGAGGGAUGAAACACCAUUCAGCAUAUUGGACCCAAAAAUUAAAGGAACUUAUUCUGAAACUGAAGUCAAAAAAUGUAUUCAGAUUGGUUUAUUAUGUGCUCAGCAGUUCCCAGAUGCAAGACCAACAAUUGCAACAGUAGUUUCAUAUCUUAACAAUGACUUCAUUGAAUUACCGACUCCGCAAGAACCUGCGUUUUUGUUCCAUGGUAAAAUGGAUGCAAAAGGCAAUCCACAAGAAUCAAGUUCUACUCAGUCUAUUAGUACAUCCACAGCUUUGACGGGCAAUGAUUUGUCUAUAACCGAAUUGCUUCCUCGAUAAUAUGUUUGAUUUUCUUUUCUUGAUGUUGUUGUUUAUGAAUGUUUCAAUUGUAUAAUAUACUUCCAUAUGCUAAUGCUUAUGUCUAAAUUAAUCAUAGUAUUUUACCAGCACUUGAUAUUUAUCAGCGUUUGCCAAAUAAAUUUAAUAAUGUUAAAUUAUUGUGGAUUUAUACAAUAUAAUAAAGGAAAUGAAAGCUUAUUAAUGAAGAGUUAAAGUAUAGGGAGAAGGAAAACAUUUGAAUUGAACUAGGAAGGUAAGAAAGUAAAAGAAGAGGUACAUACCUGGCGAAAAUAAGGAGGAGGUAGGUGAUAGCAGAAAGGAUGAAGUUGAGAACAAGGUACAAUGCAGCUAGGACGAGGAUGAUGCCUUUGCAGAGUUGAAUGAAUCAAGACACCGAGACAGGCGAUAACGUUCUUGUGGCCUGAAAUUCAAUUCAAAGAUUAAUUACAUUGCAUAGCCAUUCUUUUUAAGAUUAAUUACAUCUCAAAGCUAUUCUUUUUAAGUUAUUUCUUUUGUAGAAUAAAUUCAUUGACAAGAAACUAUGGCCCAUUAUCGCUCCUUAUUCUUUUUCCAAAUUCAUUUUCUACCAUAAAAUCGUAACUCUGCAAUCUGGCUGAAACUUCAUAUUUUGACUUUAACAAUACAACCCAAAUAUGUCUAC
Molecule: messenger RNA, 3469 nt
Organism: Vicia villosa (hairy vetch)
Lineage: Eukaryota; Viridiplantae; Streptophyta; Magnoliopsida; Fabales; Fabaceae
Product: putative cysteine-rich receptor-like protein kinase 20
Exons: 6
Coding region: 1-2808 (935 amino acids)
Biological process (GO): protein phosphorylation
Molecular function (GO): protein kinase activity; ATP binding
Source: RefSeq, a predicted model, not a curated record